UUAUAAAACUUCCUUAUAAUUGAAAAAAAAUGUUUUUAAUUGCUAUUUUAUCAAUUUUAUUAUUUAAUUUCAAAACUGUGAAAUCUGUCGAUAAUGAACGGCAUUGUAAUUUUUCUAGAUAUAUGUUGAACUAUUUUAAACUUAAUGAGCAUUAUUUGUUACAAAUGUUUACAAAUUUUGAAAUGUAUACCGAAGAAGAUUUAAAAAAAUAUGGGCGAGCUUUUCAAACUCAUGGCGAUGUCGUAUUGUUGAUGAUUGAAGAUCUACACAAAAUUAAUAAAAAUUAUGUUGCAUUUGACUUAAUGAUGGUCAAUUUAUACUUAAACAAUAAUUCUGGUUCGAUAAAUGUAAUGUAUAAAUAUCAGGCAAGUAAUAAUAUUGAUAAAAAUAAAGUGUUUCUUGGUAUACAAGGUUUAAGAUUACAAAAUUAUUCUAUGAUGAAAACAUUGACACAUUUUAUAGAUAGUUUUUGUGUUAAAAUACCAAUACCGUAUUUUGUUGAGUAUCCUAAUGAGUACAUAACUCAACAAUUAAAUAUUGACAUAUUAGUCAAUAUUACUGAAUAUUUUAAAAAAAAAAUAAUUAAAGAAAUAGAUCCUUACAUAAUUGAAAAAAGCAAUAUGACAAUAUUUCAUCCAAAAAAUCAGUUAUUUUAUAAUAUUAUGAUUAACCAAUCAGAUAAGAAUUUAGCAAAAGGUACUGAAUUAAGACAACACCAACAAUUUGUUGAUGGUAAACCAAAAUACAUUUUAGACCUUCUUCGAUUUGCUCCUCUUAAUAUACAGUGUGCCGACAAAUCUGACUUGACUAUAACUGAUGUAUUUCGUUUUGUGAAAUAUCAUUAUUUAUACGUUGAUGUAAGAACAUUCCAAAAAAUUUCAUAUAUAGCUACUUUUUAUCCUGUUGGAAUGCUUGUAGCUAACUACCUAUAUUUUAUAUGUAAAAUGAUUGAAACUGGUCUAAACCCCAAAAAUUACAUAAAGAAUGACAAAUUAUACACAGAAGUUUUGGGUGAAAAAAUUUAAAUGAUUUUACUACAGUUUAUUGAUUUAAAUAUUUUUAUUGGAUACGAAAAUGGUUUUCUUGUAUCUAUAAAAAAUAGUUUCCAUAUGUGUUUAUCUUUGAUUCGUAGCAUGCGACUUAAAGUAGUAGAUUUACCACAUAAAAUGUUGAACAAAUUAGAACUAUUCAUGAAUAAUAAUUUAUUAAAGUUUAAUAUAGAAUUAGAAACAAACUUUACGAAAGAAAAUGUAAUGCAUAUACAUGACAUAAUAUUUGAAAAAGGAAAUCAAGUUGAACUUUAUCUCCAAGAACUCCAUAAAUAUGGAAAUUCAUUACAUUCGAUUUUUGUUACGCAAUGUUUAGAAAAUAUUAAAGUUAAAGUCAAUAAAAAGUUUUUACCACAAAAUUUAAUUGAUCAUUUAUGUUCAGAUAAUCCAAUAGAUUAUUCUAACAGUACUAAAGAUAAAUGCGUUAUUAACGAUGACAAUAGUGAAUUAAGUGUUCAUGAUCUUGGAAAUAAUGAUGGUUUGGAUGAAUUUAAAACUACAAAUAUAGAAAAGUUCAGAAACCCUGUCUGCAAAGGCAAAAAAAAUGAAAGUUUGAAUGAAUUAAUUGACAUGAAGGAUUUGCCGAAACACAUGGUGGAUUAUUUCAUUUGUCCUUAAUAAAAAAUUAUAUAUUUAAAUAAUAAAACACUAAUAUAAUACGUUAUUACGUUACUUUAUAUAUUUUAAUAAAAUAAUUUGUAUAAAUUCGGUGAUAAAUUCUAAGGAACUAUGUACGUAAUACUAAUUAGAGUAAAAUGGGAAAUUUUCAGUAACUCCUAUUUCCUUCAUUAUCUCUAAUUAGUAGUUCUAUGAUUUAUAAGUGUAAUAUUUGAUUAAAUAUCUAUUAAAGAAAUUAAAUACAGUAUGAAAUUAAUAUUUAAUAAUUUAGUUUUGUAAAUUUUACGGAUAAUUUAUAAAAUAAAAAAAUAAAAAAAACCGUAGCACAGAGGGGUCGCAGCACAGUAUAGACGUGGCAUAGUUGAUACAAGUAUAGAUGAUAUCUAACAGUGAUUAAAAUCACUAUCAUAAGAAACGCUUCAAUCCAAAUCUGUAGAUAGUGUUUAAUUUUAAGAAAUUGGUAGAUUAUAAUAAAAGCAACAAUAAAUCUUGUUUUCAUAAUUUCAUCCCAAUUAGUUAUUUGAUUUAU
Daktulosphaira vitifoliae (grape phylloxera) is the source of this 2196-nucleotide messenger RNA. RefSeq lists its product as uncharacterized. Bases 1026 to 1667 code for a protein of 213 amino acids. NCBI's taxonomy places the organism in Eukaryota, Metazoa, Arthropoda, Insecta, Hemiptera, Phylloxeridae. The transcript is spliced from 2 exons. The record is from RefSeq and is a predicted model, not a curated record.